AUGGCCGACUCGGUGCGCUCGCCGCCGCGCUCGCCGCCCGUACCCCUCCCUCCCUCGACCCGCCUCUUUGCUCCCUCUCUCGGCGCCAAGCCCAAGCCUGCAACCGACAGCGCUUCGGCACCUUCGUCGACCUCGCCUCGAGCUAGCGGCAAGCGCACGCCCACGUCGCGCAUGUCGUUCCGCCGCCUCAGCUUCUCGACCGUCGGCGCAAGCGGCUCGUCCACCUCUGCCGCCUCGCCCGGCUCGUCGACCCCGUACAGCAGCUCGACACCAGCCUCGACCACGUCCGACGCAGGCGGCUUCACGUUCGUCCCGUACGAGGACCCUGUCGCGGCCUCGUCGUCCUCAAGCGCGCUCGGGCGCAUCGUCGCCGACGCGUUCGACAUGCGCGACAUGGCGAGCCAGCUGAGCGCAAUCGCCGACACCGCCUCGAGCCCGUCGUCGUCACGGCCCAUGAUCAAGCUGCGCACGCCGUUCGUCCACAAGAAGGCGCGCAUCCCCCGACCGCGCACCAAGAGCGGUUCGAGCACGACGAUCGAGGACCUUCCCGACGAGCUCCUCCUGCGCAUCUUUGGCUUCCUGAACGACUGGCAAGGGUUCCGCCCGGUUCCUGGCAAGGACCUCGACGAGACGCCGACGUGGUACACGCCGCCGCUCCGAGUUGGGCUCGUCUGCCGCCGCUGGCUGCCGGUCGCACGCGCGCUCUACUACCGCUUCCUCAAGAUCUCGCACGUCGAGCGCGUCUCGGCCCUGCACGCCGCCUUCCUCGCCAACCCGAACCUGCCCGCCGCGGUUCGCCACCUGUCGAUCGACCUCCCGUACGGCGCUGGCGCCAAGCUGUCGCUGUGCGCCACGCCCGAGCCCGGCGCGACCGCCGAGGGCACGGUCCCCGAGGCCGACCACAGCCCGGUCAAGAAGCGCAAGCCGCUCACUCGCGGCGACGAGCUGCGCGCCGUGUUCCAGAGCUGCGCGCACCUCCUCAGCCUCGAGAUGAGCGGCGUGGCACCGGCCCUCCUCCUCGGCUCGUCGUCGUCGCGGUCGACCACGUCGGCGCUGCACCACCUGCACCAGUUGCGCCUGUCGACCGUCACGCGGUUGACGUUGCGCGGCGGGACCGGCGCCGUCGAGCGAGGAGGCGACGGCGUGCCCGUCCUCGACGCCGCGAGCGUGCGCGACGCGCUCCUCGCACUGACGGGCCUGCGGUCGCUCACGCUCAAGGGCUUCGCGUCGUCGCUCUCGCCCGACGGGGCCCUCGACUUUGCGCCGACGAGGACCCACCUCGGCCUCACAGCGCGGCCGCUCCCGCUGCGCGCGCGCACGAGCGCCCGCCUCCCGCUCGAGCGCCUCGCGCUCGUCGAGUGCUGCAUCUCGGCGGCAGACCUGCGCGCCCUCGUCGAGCAGUGUCAGCGCGGCAAGCUGCGCUCGCUCGCCGUCGUCGACCUGUGGGACGCCGACUCGGCCAAGAAGAACCGCCGCGAGGGACGGCAGCAUCUUCCGAGCGUCGAGUCGCUCCACGACGUGACCGACCUCGUCGCCGGCAGCGUCGAGCACCUCCGCGCGACGCUGUACAACUACCCGCCGGCGACGGACGUUGCAGAGGCGGCGGCGAGCACGGCGCUGCGCUCGCCCGAGCGGUCGACCUCGCGCCGCCUGCCGCCCGUCGGGUCAGCUCGGGCAGGAGCAGGUCGGCCCCUCGAUGCCGCCACCUCCGUCGAGCGUGCGCGCAGGCCCGUCCCGCCAGCCGGCGAGCGGCACAUCCUCGACGGGUUCAUCGCGCAGCUCGAGGGCCUCAAGACGCUCGACAUCGGCGGCUCGGUCGUCUCGCCCGCGCUCUUCGCCCCUCAUGCCCACCCUUACUCGCACACCUACCCUCUCUCGUCUCUCGGCCUCGAACUCGGCGUCGACCCGACCGGCGCGACGAGCCGCUCGCACCGCGACCCGCCCGGGCUCGAGCUGCACCUCGCGCCGACUCUGCGCACCCUCACGCUCCGGUCGUGCGACCUCCUCCCACCGUCCGCCCUCGUCCCCUGGCUGCGGUCCCUCGCGCUCCCCUUCCCGGCCUCGUCCACCUCGUCCUCCCUCCACCGCUCGCACCCCUCGACCUCUGCCCCUCCUUCUGCGCCCUCUCGCCUCUCUCACGGUCCCGCUCCGCCCGCCCUGCGCACCCUGCGCACCCUCGGCGGCUCAGAGCACGGCUGGGCCCGCCCGACGGCGUGCCUCGAGGUGCAGCGCGCGUGCUGGGCCGCCGGGAUCGUCUGGACGAGCGGCGGCGGGUCGGGACCCGACGCGGGCGUCGAUGCGGCUGCAGGUGGAACUGCGGGCGCUGCGGAGGAGGCGGCGACGUCGUGGCGCCCGGCGGUGGCGGGCGCGCUCGGCGGUGCCGGGCGCUCCACGAUGGCGGCGCCGGCGUCGCUCAGCGGCCCACCCGGGUUCCCGCAGCAGGCGCGCACGACGACGACGACGCAAGGCGUGCCCGCACAGGAGUACUGGGCCUGUCAGAGCUCUUCGAGGCUCCUGCCUCGCUCGGGCGGCGGAUGGUGACGAGACGAGACGAGGAGGUCCGAGCGGCUCAAGGUUGGCUCUCUCGGUCGGUGUGCCGUCAUUUGCUCGUUUUGCCAUGCAGUGUAUCUUUCCU
Rhodotorula graminis WP1 is the source of this 2635-nucleotide messenger RNA. RefSeq lists its product as uncharacterized. Bases 1 to 2541 code for a protein of 846 amino acids. The transcript is spliced from 4 exons. Gene Ontology annotation, molecular function: protein binding. Lineage: Eukaryota; Fungi; Basidiomycota; Microbotryomycetes; Sporidiobolales; Sporidiobolaceae. The record is from RefSeq and is a predicted model, not a curated record.